ACCUUCAAAAUUUUAAAUAUUAAUUAUUUUGCUUAUCGAAUGGUAUUAAUUAUGUUGAGUACUGCAUCAACGCUACAUUAAGCACUUUUUAAGAAUCUUAUAUGAAUUGAAAAGAGCGAAAGCAAAAUAAAAUUUUUUUAGAGAAAAGAACUGUUUUGUUAGAUCUUCAAAAUUUUACUUGUCUUGUUGUUGUUUUAAAUUUAAAGAUGUGUGAGCAUAGUGUAUAUUGUUGUGACCACUAGGUAACAAGAAGAAGAAGCAUUCAGUUUGAAUUGUCAAAUUGUUACAGAAACAUAAAAAUGAAUACCAAGUCGAAAUCUUGCUUAAUUGAUGAAAUGCUAACUGAAUUGGCAAUUAGUCGGCAAUCUAUGUCUCAUCAGUCGAAUGUAAUUUCAGACAUCAUUGAUAAGUCAAAUAAUAUAAUGCUUCAAAUUGAAUCUACGCGCGUUAGCACAAAUAGUGCUAACACUACUACAGAUAACUCCACAAAUAAAACAUUUCGUUGUAAAAGGGAAAUAGUACAGAUUUUGGCUAAAAUAAUUGAAAAUUCACCACAGAUGUUUAGCGCCAAUAUGCAGACUCUCGCAGCCAGCUUGAAUCAAAACGGUGACCAGUUUGAACAAUAUCUAGAACAGAGCCAUCAACGUGCCGAGUAUUUAAGUAGCUGCGUUAGAAAAUUGCUAGCUGUGGGCGAUACACUAACGCAAAUAAAAACUGUUCUACAUGAGGCUGAUGACAUUAAUAAUUCUGAAGUAUAUGAACCAUCGAGUGAAUAAUUUUUGUUAUUAAGAAAGUCGAUUAUCAAUCAUUUCUAUAUAUUUUAUAUUUUAAAAUGUUUUACAUGCUGGAAACUGUGUUUAAUAAAUAGGUGAUUAAAUUCAUAAAA
This is a messenger RNA of Bactrocera dorsalis (oriental fruit fly), 886 nucleotides long. RefSeq lists its product as uncharacterized. The coding region runs from base 300 to 776 and encodes 158 amino acids. NCBI's taxonomy places the organism in Eukaryota, Metazoa, Arthropoda, Insecta, Diptera, Tephritidae. The transcript is spliced from 2 exons. The record is from RefSeq and is a predicted model, not a curated record.